CUGCUGGCUAAUCCGCUUCCCUAAAGAGGAGACGGCGCAUUCCCGCCAGCGCGGCAUUUAAAGCUCAUCUCUCAUCCCGAGCACAAGAGCGGCCGGCCAGCCAGCCAAGGAAGGAGCGAGCACAGCGUCGGCACCCCCAACAGAUAAGGUCCACACCGAGAAGCCACCAUGGCCACCGAGAAACGACUGUCGGCCAGACGCAAGCACACUCUGAAGAGUUGCAUGCUGGUGGUGGCCAACAACCUCCUGGAGGCCGAGGCUACCGAGAAGGCGGCGGAGCGCCAGAAGUUCCUGGAAAACCAAUGUCCCCCCAUGGACAUUCCCUACUCGGGCGACGAGCUGCGGGAGCUCUGCAAAAAACUCCGCGAGCAGAUUGACGUCAGUGAGGAGGAACGCUACUGCAUCGAGUUCAAGCUCGACAUGGUCCUCAAUGAGGUUCGAGACCUGAACAUCAAAAUUGUGGACCUGAGGGGCAAGUUCAAGAGACCUCGCCUGAAGAAGGUGCGCAUGUCGGCCGACGCCAUGCUCAAAGCGCUGCUGGGCUCCAAGCACACCGUCAACAUGGACCUCAGGGCCAACCUCAAGCAGGUCAAGAAGGAGGUCAAGGAGGAGGACAAGCAGCUCCGCGACGUUGGCGACUGGCGUAAAAACAUCGAGGACAAGUCAGACAGGAAGAAGAUGUUUGACAGCUAAACCCCGACGACAUGCCUUAGCUUCUGCUCUUCUCGUCCAAACUCAAGAAUUUCCACCUGAAAGUAUGGAGUCCUUCAAGGAAAGUUCUCGAUUGGUGCUUUGUGACGUUGGGAUGGAAGACGGGAAGUUGACGUAAAGGGUGUUUUGUUUUGGCGGUUUGUGAGCCACCAUGCUAGCAAGCUGGCGUGUUUUCUUGUCUUUGGAAUAAAGCUCUUGUGCUUGAGCCA
Molecule: messenger RNA, 920 nt
Organism: Syngnathus typhle (broad-nosed pipefish)
Lineage: Eukaryota; Metazoa; Chordata; Actinopteri; Syngnathiformes; Syngnathidae
Gene: tnni2a.2
Product: troponin I type 2a (skeletal, fast), tandem duplicate 2
Exons: 7
Coding region: 169-693 (174 amino acids)
Biological process (GO): muscle contraction
Cellular component (GO): troponin complex
Source: RefSeq, a predicted model, not a curated record